AAUGAAUACCAGUGACUUCUGAUCCUGCAAUAAAUACCAGUGACUUCUAAACCUGAGAUAAAUACCCGUGGCUUAUUGUAGUUACAAAUAAUACCAGUGACUCCCAAACUUCAGGAAAGAAAUUAGUACAGGAUAAUAAUAAUCAUACAUCCAAAUUAGCUCUUCUACCAGGGAAAACAACUCUUGCAUAUUAUAUUUACAUAUAUUGGAUGUUGGGACAGUAAAUAAUAGUGUUUUUGGUAAUUUGUACAGGUCAAAUUUAAAUCAGUUUAAUAUGCAUCAAGAGAUUGGUCUACAUGAAACAUCAACUAGCGUUGUUGUAAAUAAGACUAUAUCAAGAUCUAGUGUUGAACACAGAGAUACAAAACCUACAGUAAAAUAUGUGGGGAAAUAUAAAUGCGAUGUCUGUCCUAGAGUAUGUAGGAGCAAGUCUGAACUUGAGGAACAUUAUGGAAUUCAUACUGGAGAAAAGAAUUUCAAAUGUGAUAUCUGUUUAAAGACAUUUAACUUCAAGUAUAGCCUUGUAAGACAUUCUUAUAUACAUACUGAAACGAGGAGUUUUAAAUGUAAAGUCUGUUUAAAAACAUUUAAACACAAACUGAACCUUAAAAAACAUUCUAUAAUACACACUGGAGAUAGGAGUUUCAAAUGUGAAGUCUGUUUGAAGGCAUUUAUCAGAAAGUCUUGCCUAAUGUUACAUUCCAAGAUACAUACUGGUGAGAAGAAUUUCAAAUGUGAUGUUUGCAGCAAAACAUUUAUCAGAAGUUCUCAGCUCAGGGCACAUUAUGUAAAUCAUACGGGAGAGAAGCAUUUCAAAUGUGACGUUUGCCUAAAGACAUUUUACAAAAAAACCUACCUUGUAAAACAUUCAAAGAUACAUACUGAAGAGAGGAAUUUCAAAUGUGAUGUUUGUCUAAAGACAUUUAAAUACAAAUCUACCCUUGUUCAACAUUCUAUGAUACAUACUGGUGAAAGGAAUUACAAAUGUGAUUUUUGUCUUAAAACAUUUAAACGCAAAUAUGACCUGGCAGAACAUUGUACGAUACAUACUGAAGAGAAGAAUUUCAAAUGUGAUGUUUGUCUUAAGACAUUUAGAUGCAAAUCUCACCUUGUAACACACUCUAAGAUACAUACUGGAGAAAGAAAUUUCAAAUGUGAUAUUUGUCUGAAGACAUUUAAAAGCAAAUCUCACCUCGUAAGUCAUUCUAAAAUACAUACUGGAGAAAGGAAUUCCAAUGUGAUGUUUGUCUAAAGACAUUUAAACACAAAUUUGACAUUAGACGACAUUCUAAAAUACAUACUGGAUAGAGGAAUUUCAACUGUGAUGUUUGUCUUAAGACAUUUAAACACAAAUCUCAGAAAUUGUAGUAUAUUCUAAGAUACAUACUGAAGAAAGGAAUUUCA
Messenger RNA from Owenia fusiformis, 1404 nucleotides. The record is from the annotation of a GenBank genome assembly. NCBI's taxonomy places the organism in Eukaryota, Metazoa, Annelida, Polychaeta, Sabellida, Oweniidae.